This is a messenger RNA of Dendronephthya gigantea, 835 nucleotides long. RefSeq lists its product as uncharacterized. The transcript has a single exon. Bases 8 to 835 code for a protein of 275 amino acids. The record is from RefSeq and is a predicted model, not a curated record. NCBI's taxonomy places the organism in Eukaryota, Metazoa, Cnidaria, Anthozoa, Malacalcyonacea, Nephtheidae.
UUGGUGCAUGGACGAGGGAUUGAUUGCACAUGAAAGAGUGUGUGGCCAUUGCAACAAUAGCAUGAGACUAGUGAAAUGCGCCGACAGAUCUGACGGAUACAAGUGGGAAUGUCGAAAACAAGUUGCUGGUAAGAGACAUAAGGUUGAAUUAUCAAUCCGAAAAGGUAGUUGGUUUGAGAAGAGCAACAUGACUUUGGAGGAAGUAAUCAAGUUCACGUAUUGGUGGUGUCGUGAUGUAAAUCAAGAGCAAAUCCGUCACGAGUUAAACGUUGCGACAAAUACAGCAGUCGACUGGGACAGUUUCUGCCGCGAGACAUAUGAAGUGACACUAUUAGAGCGGGAGGAAAAGAUUGGCGGGCCUGGUAAAAUUGUGCAAAUAGAUGAAAGUAAGUUCGGAAAAAGAAAGUACCAUAGGGGACACCAUGUUGAGGGACAGUGGGUUUUUGGCGGAAUUGAGGAGGACUCGCGACGUAGUUUUAUGGCAGCAGUAGACAAACGAGAUGAAGCAACGCUACUUCCGUUAAUCGAAAGAUAUAUAGAAAAGGGGACAAUUAUCGUUUCAGACUGCUGGAAAGCCUACGUAAAUUUAGAGAAGCACGGCCAUAAGCAUCGACUAGUGAAUCACUCAAAGGAAUUUGUGAACAGUGAAGGGUUUCACACAAAUAAAAUCGAGGGGCACUGGCGGCAAGCCAAGUGUAAACUGCCAUGUUUCGGUGUGAGAAAGAUAGCGUUCUCCUCGCACUUGGCCGAAUUUCUGUGGCGAUAUGAAAACAAGAGCGAAGAUCUAUUUUCAACGUUUCUUAAUGAUGUUAAAAAAAUCUACGGACAAUUGUAA